AUGUCGAAGAGACCGCUUGGUAUCUAUUCGUCGCAGCGAGCAAAGGGCUCGCUCGUUGAGCCUGUCGUCACAGAUAUUCACAUUGAACAUAUAGAAACACUCGAAGAACCGGAUUCAGCCUCUUCGGAUGCUCCAUCCACCAAGAAACGCCGCCUUUCGCUAGACCAGGCGCCGCCACUGUUUGCGCUCGCAGAAAGUCGCCCCAUCGAACGAUCGAAAGCGGCUAUAGAAGACUGGGAGGACAUUAAAGAGGUCUUUGCAACCGCUACAGAGAAAUAUGAAGCUGAGGAGCCAGAAGAGGCUGUCGAGCUAUUUCGCCGCGUUAUUCACGAGUCUGACCAUUUGUUACGUCUGUAUCCGGAGCCCAUCGUCUUCCUUUCGAGCGGUCGAAACCCGCUUCUGUCCUCUUGGGCAAGUCAUGUUGACGAGAUUUACGCACGUACACACAACCCGCUACCACCCCGAGAUCCGAUUCGGACAAACGACGCAUUGACGAGCUUCCACUACAUCUACGGGACAUCGAUGCUCCUUCUGGGCAAGAUUCUGGAGGCAUAUCCUACACUUGCAAAGGAUGUCGAGCCUGUCAAUACCCCUGCCUUUUAUCUCGCUGCUCUCGACGUCCUCGAGGACGGCGAGAACGCAUACCAUUCCGUUUCAGGAAAUAGGUUUCCUAAGGAAGAUUGGAGGCUAUCGGUCAGCGUUGGACGAACGCUUGUUUGCCUGGCGGAGGAAAAGUUAAGGCGGCUUUCUAAAUCCAACCAACAGGCGAACGGCUUCGUAAUUAAUUUUCAAGAUGACCUGUGGCCCAAAGAUUCGGCGUUUGCCCCAUCCUUCUCAAAACGACCACCGCUCACGAGGAGGGUGACUUUACCGAGCGCUUCGCCUCACGAGGUGCUAAACUCUGCAUGCGAUCACUUUUCUAGAGCCAUGCUUCAUAUGCCACAUCACAAGCGGCGACAUCGUAACGGACUUUCUAAUCACAUGGAUUCAAUGGAUAUGGGCGGUGCCUCUAUGAUGAUUCAGGAAGUCGACGCCCCACCGACCAUGCCCGGCCUGGGGAGCCGCACACGCUCCCUUUUACAUAACAUUCGCCCACGGGUACUCUACACAAUUGGAAGCGACGUUCUCAGUGUGGCAGAAAGGCUCCCUGUCGCAUCGGAGAGACUGUACUGGGCAAAAUGGGUCGACGAGGUGUUCCUGCAGAUGGAGAUGGAGGAGCUCAUCUCCGAGGACUGGAGCCAUCCUAUUGCUGUUGGAAGAGGAAGGUGUUGGCUUAUUAUUGGGUCAACGCACUUUGAGAAGCAGAAGCAGCCAGACAGGCACUCUUCAAAGGCAAGUUGGACUCUUGCACCGCUUCGAAAGUUACUCAUCGGAUAUAUAGCUACCCAGUACCUGGGAAAGGCUCAGUUGACCCGCGCAUCCGACCUCGCUGCUCUACCCGACCCAUUCUCGACCGAUGUCUCACCAAUGUUGGGCGAAGCCUACGUGACUCUCGCAACCCUCACGCCGGAAGGACCAGCAAAGGAAGAAUACUUUGCGCGAGCUGCCGCAGAGGGGGUUGACCUGACCGAGGAUGAUGAAUCUAUGAUGGAUGCCAAUUCAUGA
Molecule: messenger RNA, 1605 nt
Organism: Serendipita indica DSM 11827
Lineage: Eukaryota; Fungi; Basidiomycota; Agaricomycetes; Sebacinales; Serendipitaceae
Source: the annotation of a GenBank genome assembly